Thecamonas trahens ATCC 50062 is the source of this 945-nucleotide messenger RNA. RefSeq lists its product as uncharacterized. The record is from RefSeq and is a predicted model, not a curated record. Gene Ontology annotation, molecular function: polyubiquitin modification-dependent protein binding. Gene Ontology annotation, cellular component: nucleus. Lineage: Eukaryota; Apusomonadida; Apusomonadidae. The transcript has a single exon. Bases 37 to 945 code for a protein of 302 amino acids.
ACACAUACACAUACACAUACACAUACACACAUACAUAUGGCCGGUAGAGAGGAUAGCAGGAUACAGCUGACAGGGGCGGCACUCUCGGGUUUGCUCUUUGCCGCCGUGGCCGCCUCGGGCGGACCCAUGGCGCCGGUGGAGGGCCUGCUCUUUGGCUCGCGGACGGUCCGAUCGGCUACGGCGCUUACGGACGACACCACGGCGGCACAAGUGACAGCAGGCGAGUCAACGCUUAGUCUGGCAACGACUACCGUGGCCUCUGUUCUUCCGACCGGUUCCUCGCUCUCCUUUUAUCGCCCCUCGGGCGCCAUCGAUGGCAACGCACUCGAAGACGCACGCGCCGCACGGACAGAGGCAUCGCCUGGUCUGUGUUGUGUCGGCUGGUGGCGCGCGCGCAAGGGCCUUCCGCUCACCCCCACCCUACGCGAGACUGCCGUCCUUGCGGGCCUCGCUCAGGAGCUCGACUCGGACGCUCCGCCGCCGCUGCUGGUCCUGCUGCGAACUGCCGCAUCGGCCGCCAUCCAUGACGUCUCCUAUGCCGUCUACUCGCUCGAUCCGGCAACCGGCACCCCAGUCAUGGUCCGUGCACCUGUCACUAACCUUGUUGACUCUUCCAACGCAGAGUACGCAGCGCUGAGCGCGUCGUCGCUCUUCCCACGCGAUGCAGGCGUUGCAGGUGCCCUCGCUGCCGCCACCGCCCCGCUCGCUGCCUCGGCUGAAGCUUCGGAGACCCUCUUUUCCUCGGUCCUCCGCCAUGUUGCCUCGCUCUCUGAUGACCUUGUUGCCACCCAUGCCUCCAUCGCUGCUGUCCAGGCCGAGAUCCGCGCUUUGGAAGCAGCCGCCACCCCGCCCACAGCCACCCCGCCCCCCGCAGGCCCACCCCCCGCAGGCCCGCCCCCCGCAGGCCCGCCCCCCGCAGGCCCGCCUCCAUCGUACAGCACAUAG